CUAGUAAGUUUGAAAUUUUGGUACACCAUAUGCAUGUCCAGCAUUUUUAACUGCCCCUCUGAAUUUGUCUGAGUCUGAGCUGUUAACUUUCCCCACACAAUUUUUUCUGGGUUUGAAAAAGAAAAAGGUAAAAGAAGAAUCUGGGAGUAGUAGUUUUAGGAAAGCAAGAGGAAAAGUACUCAUUCAGUGAGGUUUUGAAUUGUUCAACUUGAGAUGGCAUCAUUUGCAGGGACUACCCAAAAAUGCAAAGCAUGUGAGAAGACUGUAUACUUGGUGGAUCAGCUCACUGCUGACAACAAGAUCUAUCACAAAUCCUGUUUCAGAUGCUACCACUGCAAGGGUACCCUUAAGUUGAGUAAUUAUUGUUCUUUUGAGGGUGUUCUAUACUGUAAGCCUCAUUUUGAUCAACUCUUUAAGAAGACAGGCAGCUUGGACAAAAGUUUUGAAGGGAUUCCAAGAACUGUCAGACUUGAAAGAUCUACUGAUCAGGUCCAAACCAAUAGCAAGGUUUCAAAUUUGUUUGCUGGAACUCAGGAAAAAUGUGUUGCUUGCAAGAAAACCGUGUACCCAAUUGAGAAGGUAGCUGUUGAUGGAACAUCUUACCAUAAGGCUUGUUUCAGGUGCACUCAUGGAGGAUGUGUAAUUAGCCCAUCAAACUAUGUGGCACAUGAACAUCGCCUUUAUUGUAGGCACCAUCACACACAAUUGUUCAAGCAGAAAGGUAACUUCAGUCAACUUGACAAACAAGAAAACAAUGAAGGGGUGACUGAGAACACAACAACUGAGUAAUAGCAUGCAUGCAACUUUCAAGUUACAGUGGCAAUACAUGUUCAGAUGGUGACUCUUUCAGGAAUCAAAUGCCAUUGUUUCAAUCAACAUUUCUCUGUUUAUUAUGUACUUGAAAAAUUUUGUGAGACAAAUUUUGGGGUUGAUAAUUGAGAAGAAUUAGUGGGCAGUUUGGCUUAAUCAUACGGCUGACCAAUCUGCAUUUUGCUUUCAAGCUUUAUGAAGUUUGUGUUUUUCAUUACUGUAAUAAAUUAUGGUCUUCUCUGUAAA
Messenger RNA from Cajanus cajan (pigeon pea), 1056 nucleotides. RefSeq names its product LIM domain-containing protein WLIM1. NCBI's taxonomy places the organism in Eukaryota, Viridiplantae, Streptophyta, Magnoliopsida, Fabales, Fabaceae. The record is from RefSeq and is a predicted model, not a curated record.